Messenger RNA from Leptinotarsa decemlineata (Colorado potato beetle), 870 nucleotides. RefSeq lists its product as uncharacterized. Gene Ontology annotation, biological process: regulation of actin filament polymerization; regulation of filopodium assembly; dendrite morphogenesis. Gene Ontology annotation, cellular component: dendrite; lamellipodium; nucleus. NCBI's taxonomy places the organism in Eukaryota, Metazoa, Arthropoda, Insecta, Coleoptera, Chrysomelidae. Gene Ontology annotation, molecular function: actin filament binding; actin monomer binding. The record is from RefSeq and is a predicted model, not a curated record.
AGUGUAGUGGAAAUGAAGCAGUGUUAGACAAUGGCAGUGUAGCGGAAUUUUGGUUAAUGUGUAGCGACUAUAGGUCAUACAGUUGGCAACACUGAGAAACAAAACAAACCUAUUUAGUUUUAAUUUGAGGGUUAGGAAAAGAAAAUCAGUGGUGAUUGUUUAUUGAUGACACCGUUUUAAUAGAAAUGGAAGAAAGCAUAGUUACGCAAGAUUUACCCAUGGACAAUAACUCUAACGGCAAUUCUAGUGAUUGUGAUUUCAGGAUACAAAAAAUUCAAGAGCUAUCAACACCUAUUUUACAAAGUAUAACUCCCGAUUAUUUAAUUAAUUUCACAUACUAUAACACAAGGUAUUUCGAAGAUCGAUAUUUCAUAAAUUUCUGCAAUAGCGGCAAACGAAAAGUCUAUGACGACAUUCUUGUAAGGAUUCACACAAAUAAAUUGCUACUUAUUGCCUUAGCAAGUGGCCACAGUCUCAUGUCAAAGGAAAAAGAUAUUGUUGAAGUCACUUUUGUUGUCAAUAAAACAGACCGUUCAAAUAUCAAAACUAAAGGAAAAAGAAAAUUAGGAGCUCGAGAGGUACACCCAGAUACAAUAUUAUGUCAAGUUCGACUAGAUGGUGACUCUAAUAUGUUUAACAUUCGAGCAGGUGUUAGAGGAUAUUUAGUUGAAAUUAAUGAGCAAAUUAAAAAAUAUCCCAACUUACUGAAGACUGAUCCAAAAGGGAAUGGAUUUCUAGCAGUUAUGAUGCCAAAGGGACCUCUAAGUGAAAUUGAGCGAAAUGUUACUAAUAUGAAUUUGAUAAAAGAAAAUUUUUACUUGGAAUACAUAAAAAAAAGAGCUGUUACUGAAUAAAAAAUCCACGACAAAA